GUUCACAGCUCAUUUCUUCAGGAAAUUUCCCCAUGAACCUUGAAGCUCAUGACUGUUACUCUCCUCACCCUCACCGCACUUCUCAGAACAAGGGAAGGGUAUCACAUUGCACGUACCACCCAUAUUUCUUCACAAACCUUGAGGAUCACGAAGCAAAGGUCCCUUUCCUCUGCAGAACAGGAACCGUUACCACCAUUUCCGAGCAACAGCUUUGUGGCAGAGUUUAGAGGUGUGUAGUCAUCAGCAGGAGACAAAGUCGGUGUCAGAGCUGUGACCGUGGCAGGGAGAGGCUGGGGUUUUUUUGCCCCUCUUCCUUCCCUCCUCAGCCAAUAAGAACAUUUCAAAGAGGCGCAUCUUCACCUACAGGAAGCAAGCAAGGCAGGCACUUUUCUGUCUCAAAGGCUCCUCUUCUGGAGUGGUGGAGAUGGCAGCAAACUUUGCCUACAGCUUUGCUACACUUUGCUGUUUUGCACUCUGGGGCUUCACCAAGACUUCAGAUGCUGUGCUCAUACCACCACCUCAUUCAACCACAAAACCUGGCUUCCCCGUCUCCAUGAACACCAACAAUCCCGGCGUUCGCAAGGCAGCUCGCUUUGGGGUUUACCAAUACAACAACAGUUCCAACGACCUCUUUCUGUUUAAAGAACUGCAAAUAAACAAAGCCAUGGUGCAGAUCGUCAGAGGACUGAAAUACAUGCUGCAGGUGGAAAUUGGACGCACAGUGUGUGAGAAGAGGGAGCACUCCAGCCUGGACAGCUGCAAAUUCCAGAGGAAGAAAAAGCUCCAACAAGUGCUGAGGUGCUAUUUUGAGGUCUGGAUGAUGCCUUGGUUACAUCAAGUACAAGUUCCCAUUGCUCUCUGCCACUGACCCACCUUUCACCUGUAAGAACGUGACUCACAGGGAGAAUUUUCACCGAGAGCUUUUCCUUGCCUGGAUUGCCAAGGUCAAAACUGAGCUAGACAACAGCUGUACAGAAUUGCCACAGAGCUUUUGUUUCAAAGCACGUGACUCUUUUCCUGAGGGAGAUGCUCAAGAUCUGGGUGGCCAGAGAGACCUGCCUUGACUGAAUUCACCGCUAUCUAGUUGUAUUUUUUUUUUUCCUAAAACUAAACUGCAGAUGAGAACUUGUUGUCACUCGUUCACUAGAAAACUAUCUGCCCUCUUUGGCUGAAUCAUCUCCAAGCAGCAUGAACAGACUCAGGAAGCUUUGCUGGACUUAACUUUGUUCUGUGAUAGAUAUUCAUGCAGCCAUGAAGUAAAUAAGCCUAAACCACAGCACACAUGACUUCAACACUGAGGAGAGCUUUAUAACAGUGGGAUAAUUUGUUUGGGGAUAUACAUACACACAAAAUUAAAAUAAAGUCUGAAGAGUCUUCAGUGUUAGAGAAAAGAUCAGAUACAUCUGUCAGGAACGAGUGAGGUAGAGUUGAUCUUGCCUCAAGAGAAGAGAAUGGAAGAAGCUGUUCUGAGACCCACCCACAGCCCAGAAAUGACUGGCAAGUACUUCUACUUUAAUCAAAGGCUAAUCUGUUCUGUGGAAGGGCAUCAUGACAAACACUGUGAGGAAUAAACCCAAUCGUAUUCCCAAAGCACAUUUUUGCUGAUGUUAAGCAACAUGGUUUCAUUCAGGUUAAGAGAAGAUGCUCAAUUUCUGGCUGCCCACAGCUUAUAUUAGCAUUUAGGUGAACGAUGGCCUGGUCUCAGCAGGUAUCUAUUGUUGCUUCAGCCAUCACUCUUCAUGCAUGGACAGAUUACUGCUUACACAUCACUAGGUACUAGUAACACAGGUAACUGCUCCCUUAAAGCAGCAACAAAGCCUGGACCUGUGAUCAGUAAUACACAGACCAGCACUUAUAAGUGGAUUGGGCCCUGACAAGCUAUAAAGAACACCUCCUUUCCACAAACAUGCCCUUUCUCCUGACAAUUGUUGCCUUGCUGGAGCUGUCUUGCACCUCUUAUUAGCAGCAGCAUCUCCACUUUCAACGUUUAGAACUACCUUUCCAUCCAAAAAGGCGAGUGAGGGCUCCAGGCGAGGUUCAGGACCCUUCAGACAGGUAGAUCUAUUCACAGCACAGCUGAAGUCUCUACUCCAAGCAAUCCCACAGCAUGCCUUUGCAGGCUGGGCAAGUCUCAAGCUCUGCUUGAGAAACCUCACUUGUGAGGCAUGGGUGGCACAGGUGAUGCACAGCAGUGGCUCAAAUUUAGCCUCCAGUUCUGGAAAGGCAGCUGUGCUAUAUCAUAUCUUUGUGGGAGGGACAGUCUCAGCUAGAGAAAAGUAGUGCCCAGAAGAAACCUCCAAAAGGGCCAUGGAUGGAUGUAGUGUGGCACUACGUUCAUCCAUCACAUAAGCCACCGUUGACUGCCUGAAAGAAGACAAGGAAGAACAGAGCCAGCUUUGGUAAGGUGGCCACAGACACGGGAGCUGCUCUGUGCAUCUCAAAGGGGUUACAAUGGUCUCAUCCCUCUUCCAUUUCAGCUGAGUGCUUCACAUAGCAGCAACGCCAAAGGCUUGCUACCAAGCUGUCAGCUCUAGCCAGCACUGGCCCAGGACAGACCAGACAGAUUCCCGUUUCUUCCUUCAGCCAACACAAUAGCAUGGUACACAGUAACAGAUGAAGUCAGCCUUUCCACGUGCCACAGUGGGGGAAGAGGAAUGCACACAACCAGCUUUGGGCAGUGCAGAGAUUCAAACAAGUAGAUAAGCACAACCCAGAACAGUCUCACUUUACAAGCCCCUUGCACAAGGGGCUUCAUCUCUUAAUCCCCUCACUGAGUCAAUUCCCCAUGCGUUAAAGAAGCAAAAGUUAUAGCCAGACACACCUGGCCUCAGGCAGGCUGACAAACCCAACAUGCUCUUGCAGUUCUUUUGAGGAAAAUGCAGUACUGUUUGGAUCUCUCUAUCUAAACAGGCUUCUUUGGAAGCCAAGGACAGCUACACGUUUUACAUAAAACUACUGCACAGUAUGAACUGCAACACAGUUGAGCUCAUUGUAAUUAACCCGGGAGCAGGCAAGCACCUUCUGAGAAAGAAAGACAGGUCAGCCUCAUGUUUACAGCUGCAGCAAAGUGUUUACUGUAACACUGUGAUAAACAAGGAACACUGAAAGAGCAGCGUCCAUCAUAUGUCUUUGCCAAGAGCUUGGCCAGCCUGGUAAGGAGGGCUUUAAACUAGGAAAGAUGGGGGAAAGGGAAUGUUAUAGAGACAGGGUAGUCAGCAAAACGCAUCUCAAGUCGGGAUGCCUCCAGUGGGUGCAUGCAGCUGGGGACAUGGCUAUGGAGGAUCUUCCUGCACCCCUCCUGAGAAGCCUGCAUGCUCGAUUGGCUCUCCGAAAUGCCUGUACACCAAUGCAUGCAGCAUGGGGAAUAAGCAGGAAGAAUUAAAGAUCUGUGUGCAGUUGCAGGGCCAUGAUCUCAUUGCAGUUACAGAGACACAGUGGGAUUCCCAUCACUGGAAAGCUGUCAUGGGGGGCUAUGUGCUUUUUGGGAAAGACAGGCCACAAACAGUCAAAGAGGUUCCUGCAGAGGAUUGAGGAUAACUUCUUGACCCAGGUGGUGGAGAAGCCAACAAGG
Messenger RNA from Struthio camelus australis, 3571 nucleotides. It is a transcript of the gene CST7, whose product is annotated as cystatin F. The record is from RefSeq and is a predicted model, not a curated record. Gene Ontology annotation, cellular component: Golgi apparatus; late endosome; lysosome. Gene Ontology annotation, biological process: positive regulation of myelination; immune response; negative regulation of microglial cell activation. Gene Ontology annotation, molecular function: cysteine-type endopeptidase inhibitor activity. Lineage: Eukaryota; Metazoa; Chordata; Aves; Struthioniformes; Struthionidae.